Molecule: messenger RNA, 810 nt
Organism: Triticum turgidum subsp. durum (durum wheat)
Lineage: Eukaryota; Viridiplantae; Streptophyta; Magnoliopsida; Poales; Poaceae
Source: the annotation of a GenBank genome assembly
AUGGCCGGUGAGGAGGAGGUGCAGAUGGUAGAGUCUUGCUUUGUGAUGCCGGCCGCUGCCACACCGGGAAGAGCGCUGUGGUUGUCAAUGCUCGACCUCAUUCUAGCCAACAAAGGCCACACCCCACUUAUCCAUUUCUACCGUCGACGUGGUGGUUCCGUCGGAACCACCGAGGAUGACUUCUUUGAUGUGGUCAGGUUGAAGACGGCAUUGGGCAAGGCCCUCGUGGCCUUCUACCCCCUGGCCGGCCGUCUCAGACCGGACGCCAAGGGCAAAUUGGAGAUCGACUGCAACGGCGAGGGUUUACCUUUCCUUGUGGCUCGCUCUCGUCUGACUGUUGAUGACUUUAGUGACUUGAAGCCAUCACCAAGGCUAAGGAGGUUGUUUGUUCCCCUCGUCGACGACUCAGCAGGCAUCUUGUGGGCCAUUCAGGUGACAUUCUUGAAGUGUGGCGGGGUGGUCUUAGGGACGGCGACACACCAUGGCGCUAUGGAUGGAACUGCCGCAUUCCACUUCUUCCGGACAUGGUCAGCUUUCUCUAGGGACCGCGUCCAGGCUGUGGUGAACCUCCCUUACCAUGACCGCACCCGCUUAUGUGCACGCAACCCACCCAUUUUUCACCCUGAUGCACUCUCAACUUUUUUCCCCAAGAUAAUCCUAUCCCAGACUCCAGGGCCUGUUGUCAACGAGGCGUUCACCCUUCAGCAGGACCAAGUUUCCACUCUUGAACACGUUUGCGGUGGCGGAAGCGUGAGCACCUUCAGUGUCGUGAGUGCCCAUGUGUGGCAAACUGGCAAUGCAUGUGUUUAG